UUGAAUAGCAUGGAUUUCUAAUUUUAUUUUGCGACGCUCGCGCACGCGACGUGUCCGGUCUGGUCAGCAUGUAAGACUUACCACCCAAACGAGCCCAGUGGAAACCCUCUGGUACCAUGUUAUUAUGAUCCAACUUCCUGGGUGGAGACAGCUGCCUCUCCCGAGUAUUUUAUGUUGCUGCGAAUGGUGUGUGAACGUAAAUAUGUCCAUUCUGUGAAACAUUAAGAAAUGUAUCACUUAUGUGCGGAAGAGGCGAAAGACAGUUAUUGUAACAAAUUAGGUAAACCAUCAUGAUCCCCAUCACAGAGCUCCGGUACUUUGUUGACACCCAGCCGGCGUACCGCAUCCUGAAGCCAUGGUGGGACGUCUUCACAGACUACAUCUCCAUUGUCAUGCUCAUGAUCGCCGUGUUCGGGGGCACGCUGCAGGUCACCCAGGACAAGAUGAUUUGCCUGCCCUGCAAGUGGGUGGUCAAUAAGUCCUGUGAGUACCUCAAUGUGAGCUUCCCAGACCCAUUUGCCUCUGAGCCCAAAGGCAUCAAGUAUGAACUCGAUCGGCACCAGUACAACUACAUUGACGCGGUCUGCUACGAGAACAAGCUACACUGGUUCGCCAAGUACUUCCCCUACCUGGUGCUACUGCACACCCUCAUCUUCCUGGCCUGCAGUAAUUUCUGGUUCAAGUUCCCCCGGACUAGCUCCAAAUUGGAGCACUUUGUAUCCAUCCUGCUCAAGUGUUUUGACUCGCCCUGGACCACCAGGGCUCUGUCCGAGACGGUAGUGGAGGAAAGCGACCCCAAGCCCCUGGGGAAGAUGAACGGUUUGGUGGACAAGAAGGCAUCUUGUGUCAGCGAGGACGUGGAGGCCAGCAUUCCUAUGCUCCAAAGGACUAGGUCCCGCAUCGAACAGGGCAUCGUGGACCGCUCCGACACCGGCGUCCUGGACAAGAAGGAAGGCGAGCAGGCCAAAGCUCUGUUUGAGAAGGUGAAGAAGUUCCGGAUGCACGUUGAAGAAGGGGACAUCGUUUACCGGCUCUACAUCCGCCAGACCAUCAUCAAAGUCGUCAAGUUCAUCCUGAUCAUCUGCUACACGGCCUACUAUGUGCACUACAUCAAGUUCAGUGUGAUCUGCAAGGUGGACAUUGAGAAGCUGACAGGCUAUAGGAUGUACCACUGUGCUCACCCCCUGGCCACCCUCUUCAAGAUCCUGGCCUGUUUCUAUAUCAGCCUGGUGGGGAUUUACGGUCUCAUCUGCAUGUACACCCUCUGCUGGAUGCUCAGCCGCUCCCUCAAGCGCUACUCUUUUGAGUCGAUCCGUGAGGAGAGCCACUACAGCGACAUACCCGAUGUGAAGAAUGACUUUGCCUUCAUGCUGCACAUGAUUGAUCAGUAUGACCCGCUCUACUCAAAACGGUUUGCCGUUUUCCUAUCGGAGGUGAGUGAGAACAAACUGCGUCAGCUGAACCUCAACAACGAGUGGACGCUGGACAAGCUGAGGCAACGCAUCACCAAGAACUCCCAAGAGAAACUGGAGCUGCACCUGUUCAUGCUUAGCGGAAUCCCUGACACAGUGUUUGACCUCCUAGAACUGGAGGUGCUCAAGCUGGAACUCAUCCCCGACGUCACUAUCCCCCCCAUCAUUGCCCAGCUGGUCAGCCUGAGAGAGAUGUGGCUCUACCACACACCAGCCAAAAUCGAGGCCCCAGCUUUGGCCUUCCUGAGGGAGAACCUGAAGUCCCUCCACAUCAAGUUCACAGACAUCAAGGAGAUCCCUCUGUGGAUCUACAGCCUGAAGAACCUGAGUGAGCUGCACCUCACAGGGAACCUGAGCGCAGAGAACAACCGCUUCAUCGUAAUCGAUGGGCUACGGGAGCUCAAGAGGCUCAAAGUGCUCCGUUUGAAGAGCAACCUGACCAAGCUGCCUCAGGUGGUGACAGACGUCGGAGUCCACCUCCAAAAGCUGUCCAUCAACAACGAGGGCACCAAGCUAAUGGUGCUCAACAGCCUGAAGAAGAUGAUGAACCUGACAGAGCUGGAGCUGUUGCGCUGUGACCUGGAACGAAUCCCGCACUCAAUCUUCAGCCUACACAACCUGCAGGAGAUCGACCUGAAGGACAACAAUCUCAAGACCAUCGAGGAGAUCAUCAGCUUCCAGCACCUGCACCGGCUGGUAAGCCUGAAGCUGUGGUACAACCAGAUCGCCUACAUCCCCAUCCAGAUCGGCACCUUGACGAACAUGGAGAGGCUCUACCUAAACCGCAACAAGAUCGAGAAGAUCCCGGGCCAGCUCUUCUACUGCCGCAAACUGCGCUUCCUGGACCUGAGUCACAACAACCUGACCAGUAUACAUGCCGAUGUGGGCUUCCUCCAGAACCUGCAGUACUUUGCUGUGACGGCCAACAGGAUCGAGUCACUCCCGCCGGAGCUGUUCCAGUGCAAGAAGCUGCGCACCCUGAACCUGGGCAACAACUGCCUGCAUACUCUACCGUCGCGCUUCGGCGAGCUGACGGGCCUGACCCAGCUGGAGCUGCGGGGUAACCGUCUGGAGUGCCUGCCCGUGGAGCUGGGGGAGUGCAGGCAGUUGAAGAGGAGCGGCCUGGUGGUGGAGGAGGACCUGUUCAAGACGCUGCCCACAGAGGUCAAAGAACAGCUGUGGAGGGCCGACAAGGAGCUGGUCUGAGGAGAGAGUCCAGAGAGAGAGAGGGAGCCUAAGGAGAGGAGGAAAGCGGGAGAGAGGAUUGGGCAGUGGAGGCUGAUGUCACUUUCAAUUGGAGGCCAUUCUCAAAUUGUGUCCGUAUUGCUGGACACGCAUCCAGAGAAGGAUGGAUGGAUGGUUGGUUGGUUGUUGUCUUGGCUCUCCUGGCUGAAUUAGUCUUUUUUAGGGUAACUGGUGGGACUGCCACAAUUACAGUAUAACCGUGUAACCGAUGAAGACAGUCAUAACCAUU
Molecule: messenger RNA, 2946 nt
Organism: Salvelinus sp. IW2-2015
Lineage: Eukaryota; Metazoa; Chordata; Actinopteri; Salmoniformes; Salmonidae
Gene: lrrc8aa
Product: leucine rich repeat containing 8 VRAC subunit Aa
Molecular function (GO): protein binding
Source: RefSeq, a predicted model, not a curated record